AUGUACACAUCGAAGGAACACCAGUCCUACGAGAUGGAGCAGCAACAGCAACAGGUAUCGCCGCAGGGAGGCGAGGUUACUGAGGAGAGGGUAGAAGUGGUGACGCCUAGUGACAACAACAACAACGGCGUCCGAGGCUCACUUGGCUCGCUGGGUGGUCCUCGCAUGGUCGCCGGCGACAUGCUCUAUGACGGCCAUGGCAGCCUGUCCGCUGUUCCAGUGUCCGCUCUAACUGCUGCACAAGCCGCCGCAGUUCAACAACAGCAGGCGAUUGCUGCAGCUGCCAACUACAGAUACAUGACCCUACCUAGCCACCAGCAAAUAGCCAAUCAUACCCAAGUGAUUCCCGCGGCUGAAUAUGUCUACACAAGUGGUAGUCCCGUGGGCAAUCACAUAGUGAGCAGUCAGCCACUACUCCCCGCCACUCAUACUCAGCCUCUUAUCUACGCCACGACUACUACAACGCAGCACCAGCAGACCCAACAAGUGUACGAUCGGUGCCCCGCCAUCUGCAGUCUUUUCGCAAUCUUUUGUUGUCCCAUCACGUGUUGGUGCUCCCUACCCGCUCUCGCCUACUCUCUCUGCGCGUACACCGACUAUAGGGCGAACGAUAUGCACGCGUAUCGCAGCAAGUCUGACAUAGCAAGGCGCUGCGUCAUCAUUGCCUGCAUUAUAGGCCUCAUCCUCUGCAUCAUUUGGGCCAUCCUCACCUUCCUCUAUUAUGGCGAGAUGCUCUUACUGCUAGGAGACAUAAUCAAAGCCGUGCAAAGACACAUUUGGUCGGGUAACUAA
This is a messenger RNA of Echinococcus granulosus, 792 nucleotides long. RefSeq lists its product as hypothetical. Lineage: Eukaryota; Metazoa; Platyhelminthes; Cestoda; Cyclophyllidea; Taeniidae. The record is from RefSeq and is a predicted model, not a curated record. The transcript has 2 exons. Bases 1 to 792 code for a protein of 263 amino acids.